Spirodela intermedia is the source of this 1155-nucleotide messenger RNA. The record is from the annotation of a GenBank genome assembly. Lineage: Eukaryota; Viridiplantae; Streptophyta; Magnoliopsida; Alismatales; Araceae.
AUGGCCUUCUCGCGCUUGAAGCUGCAGCAGUCCUCCCUCGACUCCUUCUUCCGGAAGGACCCCAGCGGCGGCGGGGCUGCCACGAACACCAACCCACACCCCACCGCCCACGCCCCUCAGGUUUCUUGCUCCGCCAUUGACGGCGGCUCUGCAUCCUCUUCCUCUGUUUCCGAUGCCAGCAUCUCCGAUGCCGCGGCGGAGUACGAGAGGGCUCGUCUGGAGAACAUCCGCCGGAACCGAGAUUUCCUCCUGAAUCUGGGAAUUUCCGCCGGCGUCGAGGCACCGAAGCCAGAUUUGCGGCGCCAGGCCAGACGGAGUCUCAGAGCGCCGCCGUCGACUUCUCUUUCUCUCCGACGGAGCGCCAGAAAACGCCCCUUCGGAAGCUCCUCACUAGAGUUGAAGGAAGAAGAAAAGAUUGAGCCUGUUGAACCCCCUGCCCUGACAUAUGUUGAUUCUUCCGUCUUCCAAUACACCUGCGAGAAUGCCUGUAGAGACCUUCCAUCUAUUUUAUCAUCAUCAUUUUCUUGUUAUUCACCGGCUUCGGGAUUCAGGAUCACUGGAAAAUCGCUCCAGAGCCGUUCCCUGACGAAAAUCUACACGAUGGAUGCCCGCUGUGUGAACGACAAUAAAGUGCUGAUCGCGGCGGGUGGCCACGGAGGAAUGAUUUCUGUUUUUGGAGUAGAUAUGAUUGAAGAUGAUGACGAUGCUCGUCGUGAGGGCGCAUCUGAGAGAGAGAUAGAGGGGCCACUCCUCAGCUGGAAGGCGAGCAAGAGCUGGGUGUCGGGUGUGCUCUUCUUAGAGGAUAAUCCAAUGCUUCUAGUAUCGAGCUCAAAUGAUGGUGGAGUUGUCGUCUGGGACGUAGGCAAGCAGCCUUCGCUGGAAUCGCCAUCCUGGUCCCCCCCUGUAGUCGGUGAAUCGACGAAGCUGCACUCUGGAGGCAUUUUCUCCAUGCACCAUCUGGGGGACUCAAUCGUCACAGCUUCCAAGGACUCUUCCGUUGGAAUCUCCAGGCUUGGAGCGGAUGGAAAGCUGAUUGUGGAACGAACAAUCUCAGGCCAUCAUUCGGGAGUAAUAAGAGGCGUCUGCUUUGGGUACUUAGACUCUCUGAUUCUACGAUGGACCACACGACAGAUUUCAGCAUCUAAAUUUAUUUAA